Messenger RNA from Penicillium lagena, 819 nucleotides. RefSeq names its product fumarylacetoacetate hydrolase family protein. The record is from RefSeq and is a predicted model, not a curated record. NCBI's taxonomy places the organism in Eukaryota, Fungi, Ascomycota, Eurotiomycetes, Eurotiales, Aspergillaceae. Gene Ontology annotation, molecular function: acetylpyruvate hydrolase activity. The transcript is spliced from 3 exons. The coding region runs from base 1 to 819 and encodes 272 amino acids.
AUGGCUGCUUUCAAAAAGCUCGUGCGGUUCUCCACUGGCUCUCAAGCCCAUUAUGGCGACCUGCUUGCAGUGACCGACAACAAGUACACUGUCCGAAAACUGAAGGGAGCACCGUUCACGACUUUGGAGCAGACAGAAGAGAUUGUCCAAAUCGACAGACUCGAGACGCCGAUUGAAAAUACACCGAUUGUACUCUGCAUCGGACUGAACUAUAAGCAGCAUGCCCAGGAAGCAAAUCUGCCGGUUCCCAAGUAUCCUACAGUAUUCACCAAGCCUGCUGAUGCUCUUGCUGGCCCUUUUGAUGCAAUCGACAUCCACCCUGAUGCACACGAGCUCCUCGACUACGAGGGCGAGCUCACAGUCGUGAUCGGACGAGACGCCAAGAACGUAUCAGAGGAAGACGCAUUGGAUUAUGUUCUUGGUUACACGGCCGGAAACGACGUGUCUGCUCGUAAUUUCCAGGUCCCAGAGGCCUCGGGAGGACAAUUCUGCUACGCAAAAUCAUUCGACGGUUUCGCCCCUAUUGGCCAUGCCAUCGUUGCUGCUCGGGAUAUCCCCGAUCCGCAGAAACUACAAUUGACCACCAAGGUCAACGGGGUGGUCAGGCAGAAGACCAGCACUGGCGACAUGAUCUGGAGUGUCCGACAGAUUAUCAGUCAUCUGUCCCGCGGGACUACACUCCGACGAGGCACUUUAAUCAUGACGGGGACUCCGUCAGGCGUGGGAUAUUUCCGGAAAGAAUUUCUGAAAGACGGCGACAUUGUCGAAGUGGAGAUCGAGGGCGUCGGAGCGACCAAGAACCGAAUCCGCCAUUAUUAG